AUGCUUUCUUGUGCGUUUUUCAGGCGAGGAUUUAACACCCAACUUUCAAGUCGCAAUGAGAUGGUGCAGUGCCUUACCUGCUUUGAGUGCUACCACUGCGUUUGUUUGGGCAUUUCUUUCGAAGAGGCCAAGGAUUCCACCAUAGUGGAUUGUGGCUGGACGUUGCCCCACCCAUAUCGGAGCCACGACAUGUGAGUGUACAGUGGAAUCCCUAUUGUUCGAACCUCCUGAUAACUCGAACCCUUGAAAUGCUGUUUCCCUUCCCUCAGUUAAACACUGUAACUUUACACCGAUUCCUAAAGCUACCUUAUUAUUUGAACAAAGUUUUGUUUAUCUUGAAUGUUAGAAAAAAUCUUGAUUCCACUGUACUUUCUCUGUUUUGUUUUGGCUCGUUUAUAAUGUUUUUAAACUUAGCGUUCUGUUCAUUUUAUCCAUUUUAUUUUGUAGAUCGGUGUACUCAAACCAAGGUAGCAUUCUACGGUUUCUAGAGAAGGCAUAUUUGAAGGUUUGUACGUUAACGAUACACUUAUUAUAAAGAAUUUAUCAAAUCUAAAUUACGGGUUAAAGUUUGUAUUGCUUCCUUUCAUUUUCAGACAUUAACAACAGAACUCCUAAUUAACAAAAGUAUACAUUAAGGUUGGCACUGAACACCAAACAUCGUCUUUUGUUGCACCGAGACUUGAUGAGGUUGGUAGCAACUGGACCCCUCGGAGUACACGCGGUAAUUCCAUUUGGAGAUUUAAAAAUAUCUGAACAAAAAAAAUUUCGAUACUUAGAAUCGCUUGUAGGACAUCGACAAUUACUGAUUGUGUGCAGGGACAAGUUGCUUUGCUACGUAAUUUCGUUUUUUCAGUGUUCUUUAAAAGAUGAUUGUUUAAAUGCCAUUAUUCCGCAUAACGCAGAAAUAAAUAUGCUCGCACGGCCUUAGUUUAGUUUAGUUUCGCGAUUUUCGGCUAUCAUGGUACACAACAUGCAGGGUGUUUAAAACUAACAAAAAAGUAAAGCGACCUUUGCGUUUUUUAUCUAGUGCUUAUUGACAUUAUGAUCCUUUCGUUUUCAAACAAACAGGCCGAGUGCAUGACAGCAGUUGCAAUGCCUAUCAUUGCUUCACUUACGAAAGACCUUUCCUUACAGACCCGCCUCUUUAUGGAUGUGAUGCUACCAGAAGUAUUGUAUUUGAAAUUGUUUCUAGAACGGCACGGCUUAUGGGUUAGUAUCUGA
This is a messenger RNA of Pocillopora meandrina, 1221 nucleotides long. The record is from the annotation of a GenBank genome assembly. NCBI's taxonomy places the organism in Eukaryota, Metazoa, Cnidaria, Anthozoa, Scleractinia, Pocilloporidae.